UUUUUGUUUGAUUGGUCAUUGAAUGAACUCUGUCAAACAAAAGUUUGGUUAGGCUUAGGCUAGUUUCUUAGGUGAAGCUGCUGAACUGUGAUGAUAUCGAGAUUUUCAUAGAAUAGCUAGUUUUUGAAUUGAAUUUUGUUUAGUUACAGUGCUGCAAGUGCAAGAAGGGGGGUUUUUACGUUUGGUUGCUUUUAAACUAAGUAAUUUGUCCACGGACUCUCUAUAUCUACUUUGCAUUUGGAUACUAACACUCAUUCACCAUGGCUAUGAUGCAAAAGAGAGCUAAUGUCCGCUUACCCCCUGAGGUGAAUAGAGUGUUAUAUAUACGUAACCUUCCCUACAAAAUAACUGCAGAAGAAAUGUAUGAUAUAUUUGGGAAGUAUGGUGCUAUUCGUCAAAUAAGAGUUGGGAACACUGCUGACACAAGAGGUACUGCGUUUGUCGUCUAUGAAGAUAUUUUUGAUGCAAAAAAUGCUUGUGAUCACCUGUCUGGCUUCAACGUUUGUAACAGAUAUCUUGUAGUGUUGUACUAUCAGGCUAACAAAGCAUUCAAGAGGGUAGAUGUCGACAAGAAGAAAGAGGAAUUAGAGAAAGUCAAGAGUAAAUACGGACUGGAUGAAAAAAAGUGAUGCUUGAUUUAAGUUUCUGUAUAUACAUAAGUGUUUUAAUGUACCUAUAAUUAAUUUUUAUAUGGUUUCCCUAAAGUAAAAUAAAGUAUUUGUCAUAAAAA
Molecule: messenger RNA, 730 nt
Organism: Macrosteles quadrilineatus (aster leafhopper)
Lineage: Eukaryota; Metazoa; Arthropoda; Insecta; Hemiptera; Cicadellidae
Product: splicing factor 3B subunit 6-like
Exons: 4
Coding region: 261-629 (122 amino acids)
Cellular component (GO): cytoplasm; ribonucleoprotein complex; nucleus
Molecular function (GO): mRNA binding
Source: RefSeq, a predicted model, not a curated record